AUGGCUGAGCAAGACACAAAAGAAAAGCACCAUGUUGAGGAUGAGCAAGGGAAGAUAGACGAAGAACGGGAAACCAGAGAAGCGGACGAGAGAAAUGAACCACCACCACCACCACAUUCCGUACUGAACAAGUAUGGGAAAGUCUACAUUACAUUUAUGGCAGCUCUGGUGGGCUUCUUUUCUCCCAUUUUCAGUCAAAUUUACUUCCCCGCUCUCCCGAUUCUCGCGCAGUACUAUGGCAAAACCACGACUCUGAUCAACCUGACGGUCACCACAUACAUGAUUGUCCAGGGAAUUGCGCCGGCUUUUGUGGGAAAUUUCGCUGGUAUCAGUGGCCGUCGACUAGCCUAUAUCCUGGCUUUCACUAUCUACACGGCGGCAAAUAUUGGCCUAGCUGUCCAUGAUAGCUAUGGGGCUUUGCUGGGUCUGCGAUGUCUCCAAAGUACCAGAAGCAGUGCCACCAGCUCUAUUGGAUAUGCAGUUGCCGCUGACAUUGCUAGUCCAGCCGAGCGGGGCAAGUAUAUAGGACCGAUGACUGCUGGCUCUAUGGCUGCUCUCUCUCUCUGGGGCCUGAGCAUCUUCUGGUUUCUGGUAAUCAUUAGCGGAGCCUUCCUAAUGGUAUAUACUAUCACGGUCCGGGAGACUGCCAGAGAGAUUGUUGGGAAUGGAAGUAUUGUCCCAGCCGACUGGUGGAGGUUGUCUGUAUUCCAAUGUCUUUCUCCUACUCGACACCGCUGUGCGAAGACACAAGGCCCACCACAAACACAAAAGUCAAAAUUUUUAUAUGUUAAUCCGAUUAAGUCGUUCGUGGUCUUUGCGGAUAAGGCUGGCUUGAUCAACCUCUGCCACAUCGGCAUAACAUAUCUUUCCUGCAUCGCCGUUAUGACAAACACCGCAAACAUGUUUGGUGACCUUUACAACCUUGACUCUCUCAAGAUAGGUUUAUGUUUUCUACCGUUUGGAAUAACCGGUUGCAUCGGCUCUUUUGCAGUAGGUAAAAUGGUUGACAUGAACUACUGCCGUAUAGCUCGCAAGCACAACCUCCCCUUGAACCGCCAGAGCAAUCGAGUACCAGACGUAUUCCCCUUCGAGAAGGCCCGUCUACAAAUCGCAAUCCCCGCGGUCAUUAUCACCGGUCUCACCCUAAUCCCGUAUGGCUGGGUUCUGCAGCAACGUGUCCAUCUUGACACCUCCCUGGUCUUACAAGGCAUUCUCGGAUUCUGUGUCACGGCCACCAUCAAUGUCCUGAUGACACCCCUGGUUGACCUGUUUCCGAAAACGCCGGCGAGUGCUUCCGCGGCGGCAAACCUGGUUCGGUGCUGGCUUGGGGCUGUAACCGCUGCGGUUAUUGAGUACAUGGUCACUGGGAUGGCAUUGGGGUGGUGUUUCGCGUUCUUUGGGUUUGUGACACUUGCGAGCUUGCCAUUUCUUCGGAUUGUGUAUGUGCGUGGGAUGAAAUGGCGCAAGUCUAAGCAGGAGCGCGAGCGGAAUUAG
This is a messenger RNA of Aspergillus glaucus CBS 516.65, 1494 nucleotides long. RefSeq lists its product as uncharacterized. The transcript is spliced from 3 exons. NCBI's taxonomy places the organism in Eukaryota, Fungi, Ascomycota, Eurotiomycetes, Eurotiales, Aspergillaceae. The record is from RefSeq and is a predicted model, not a curated record. Gene Ontology annotation, biological process: transmembrane transport. Gene Ontology annotation, molecular function: transmembrane transporter activity. Bases 1 to 1494 code for a protein of 497 amino acids.